UUUCCUUCUAAUUUCUUUUGUCUUUUCUGAUUGUGUUUUUGGGUCUUUUUUUUCUGAUUUUUUGUUCGGUGUCGCUUGUCUGAGUCUUCGGGGAGCGAGAAUUUUUCAUUGCAAUUGCAUGAAAAUGUGAAUUUGGUACAGUUUAUUGUGAAAUUGAGAAGUUACACGGGUGGGGUUUUGGUGUUUUAUUUUUUUUUUUGGGUUUUAAUUCUUAGAAUUAUAUAUGGGGAUUGUGUCUGGCGCUGAAUUAAGGUUUGGUUUUUGGGUUUUGUUUAAACAUCAUUUCUUCGGAUGAAAAGAUUGGAUUCGUGAGUUCCAAGGCGGGAGUUGGCGUUAAGAUUGAUUUCCCAAUGCUUCGUCGGCUUUGGUAAAUGAUUAAUCUCCAUGGAUCUGUAGUUGAAGAAAAAUAUAGAGCAACUAAAUGGAGUAUCUAAGACUUUGGUUUGAUCUGAUCAGUGCGGGGUGUUCAAAACAAUUCUACUUUGCUUAUCACUUGAAGAUGGGAUCAAAUUUUAUAUGUUAUUUUUUGUGUUCUGAAGACGUGCAUCUCUUUUUUUCUUUUUUAUUUGUUUUGGCGGGGUGGGUUGGGGAAGGGGGAAGGGUGGGGUUGGGGUUGUUCUGUUUAGGCCUGGACUGGUUUGAAGUGAGACAGGUAGAUAGGUUUUGAUAAGCACACUAAAAAUUUCUGAAGAUGCUGCCCUAGACCAAGCAGAAAGUCGAUAAAAAAUUUGACCGUACCUAGUUGGUUACUAGAACUUAAAACUUUUUGGUGUUAGAUAUUUUGUGGGUAUUUGAAUUAUGUUAUUAAAAUUUUGUCCUUUAAAGAUGGGUGCCUUAUCUGACUCAGUUUAAAUCAUUUUCUUGGUUUGGUUUGGUUUGAAAUUUGGAUCUGAAGUUGAAGAAAACAAGCUGAAAGGAACUUGUUUUGGUAAAUUCUGGGUCUUAAUUAGAAGAACACAAGCUGAGGGGAAGUGCGGUUUCUAACUAAUCUCCUUGAGUUGAAUGGAUGUAUAAGUAAAACCAAUUGCUUCCGUACGUUGGUACCACUUAUUCACACUCUUCAUAAAUGGGAUCUCAUAUGAACUUCAAGAACAUUGCCAUGCCACCAUCGGACGGCAGUGGUGGGAAGCUGUUGGGAAAUUCCCAGUUGGCACGACAGCCUUCAAUCUACUCUCUGACUUUUGAAGAGUUCCAAAACACCUUCAGUGGAAUUGGAAAGGAUUUUGGAUCAAUGAACAUGGAUGAACUUUUAAAGAACAUUUGGACUGCUGAAGAGACUCAAAACAUGGCAUCCUACGGUAAUGCAGGAGAAGGGAAUGUCCCUAGUGGCAAUUUGCAAAAACAGGGUUCUUUAACUUUGCCACGGACGCUCAGUCAGAAGACUGUUGAUGAAGUUUGGAAAGACUUGCUUAAAGAAAGUAGUGGUGCUAAAGAUAGGAGUGGAGGUGGUGGAUCAAAUUUGAUGCAAAGGCAACAGACUUUGGGAGAGGUAACACUGGAAGAGUUCUUGGCGAGGGCAGGUGUAGUGAGAGAUGACACUCAAACAUUUGGAAGGCCAAGUAAUACUGGAUUUUUUGGGGAGUUAUUGCGAGCGAAUAAUAGUAGCAUUUUGGCUCCUGGGUUCCAACAGCAUGGUGGGAAUAGCUCAACAAUCACUAAUCAGAUUGUAAAGAAUGAUAAUUCGAUUCCCAAUCAAUGUUCAAAUAUAGCACUAAAUGUUGGUGGAGUAAGGUCUUCUCAACAACCGCAGCAGCAACAACAAAUGCAACAGCAACAGCAGCAGCAGCAGCAGCAGCAGCAGCAGUUCUUCCCUAAGCAGCCUACUGUGGCUUUUGCUUCUCCAAUGCAUUUAGUAAAUAGUUCUCAGCUGUCUACUCCGAGCACAAGGGGUGCUAUUGUGGGGAUUGCAGAUCCAUCCAUGAACAAUAAUGUAGUUCAAGGUGGUGGCCGACAAAGUGGAGUGGGCAUGGUUGGUUUAGGAGCUGGGGCUGUCACAGUUGCAGCAGGAUCUCUUGGAGGCCAUAUAUCUUCAAAUAUUAUUGGGAGGAAUAAUGUGGACAGAUCCUUAUCACCACCAAGUUCUUUUGCAUUUAAUGGAGGUUUCCGGGGAAGGAAAUGUGGCCCUGUGGAGAAAGUAAUUGAGAGAAGGCAAAGGAGAAUGAUUAAAAACAGAGAGUCAGCUGCUAGGUCACGAGCUCGUAAGCAGGCAUACACUUUGGAACUGGAAGCAGAAGUUGCAAAACUCAAAGAGCUGAACCAAGAAUUGCAGAAAAAACAGGCAGAAAUUAUGGAAAUGCAGAAAAAUGAGAUCAUGGAGACAAUGAAUCCGCAACGAGGAAGUAAACAACAAUGCUUGAGGAGGACACUAACAGGCCCCUGGUAGAUUAAACUGGAUCAAGAUGUGCUGCUUGCCACGUUGCCCUGGACUACAAAAACUUGGCACUGGCAAUCUGAAAAGGAUUAUCAACAGUGAUUACUUCAUCUUAUGUUCUAGGAGGGGUGGGUAGCUGCUUGUAAAAGUGCUGAUUUGUGUAAAGUGAAGAAAUAGUGAUUAAUUUAACCCUGUAGGUUGAACUCUCCCGUUUCUCUGAUCUGGGUUUGCUUCUAAAUUAUAACCAAUGGCAUGUAGGUUGGCAAA
This is a messenger RNA of Malania oleifera, 2638 nucleotides long. RefSeq names its product bZIP transcription factor TRAB1-like. The coding region runs from base 1067 to 2383 and encodes 438 amino acids. Gene Ontology annotation, molecular function: DNA-binding transcription factor activity. Gene Ontology annotation, cellular component: nucleus. Gene Ontology annotation, biological process: positive regulation of DNA-templated transcription. The transcript is spliced from 4 exons. Lineage: Eukaryota; Viridiplantae; Streptophyta; Magnoliopsida; Santalales; Ximeniaceae. The record is from RefSeq and is a predicted model, not a curated record.